GCAGUGACAGAGUCUAACAGAUGGAGGAGAGAGAGAGAAAUGGCGAAAAAUAAAACGAAAGAAGAAUAGUGGUGUGGAAGAAGAGGUGUCUCGUGAAGCAAGAAGCAAAGCCAAAGCCAAGAAAGAAAGAAAGAAAGAAAAAGAAAGAAAACCCAAGUAACCAAGUUCGUUCCUUUUCUUCAAUUCCAUCUUCUCUCAUCCAUCCAUCCAUAAACACAACCACAUUCCUUCUUUGUUUCUUCCUUUUCUUCAAUCAAGAGAUCCCCUUCUCCAUCGAUUCAAUACAUGCGUACAAGAAUUCGAUUCCCCUUUUAAUUUCUUCAAUAACAAUGUCGCAUUCAGGAAAACCCACAAAGGGUCUAGGGUUAGAUGAAAUCUCUGACAAAUUACGCGAUUCCUUCAUCUCCGAUAAAGACGAUAGCAAACCCAACAACCUCCGACAACCCAAUCAUGGUUCGCCGGUGUCUCCGUUGCUCAACCGUCAGAGCACUACCGACGCGACAACAACAAGCAGCAGCAGUUCGAGUUCGUCCGGAUCGGUUUCAGGACGAAAUGCACCUCCGAAUAGAUCAUCCAACCAAUCCGCCGGCGGCGGCGGCAUAUCUGGCUCUGCUGGAAGCUCCCCAGUAUCUGGAAACGCUGGCUCUGCUGGAAGCUCACCGGUGUCCGGUCACGCUGGCUCGUUUCGUGGACGACGAACCGGCGGCAAUGUAAGAUCGCAAUCAGCAAACUCUUUCAAUUUCCGUGGUGGUAGCACCGCUACUUCUCCUCCACUCAAUGCCCUUCCGACCGGUAACAUCUGUCCAUCGGGAAUCACGAAAACGGGAAUGGCGAGUAAAAAUACCAAGUCUGAUGUAUUGGGUUCUGGAACAGUCAAUUACGGCCACGGAAGUAUAAUACGGGGAAGGCCCGCCGCGAAAAAGGUAGACGGAACCACCAAUAAACUGUCUUAUCCCGGCGGUGAUUCUACAAAACCUCUUACGCCUUAUUCUAACGCCGAUGAGCUUAAACGAGAAGGGAAUGCACAGUUCAGAAGUGGUCAUUUAACAGAUGCAUUGAGUUCUUACGACAGAGGAAUUUCAUUAGCGCCUAGAAAUCCAACUUUCAGAUUUAACAAAGGUGUUGCAUUGACGGGUCUCAAUCGUCUGGCUGAAGCCGUGAAGGAAUUUGAAGAAUCCAUCAAAUUGGAUCCUGAUUAUGCCAAAGCCCAUUAUCGAUUAGGAUCUAUCCUUCUACGGCUAGGACAUGUUGAAAGUGCAAGAAGGCACCUUACAUUUCCAGGGCAAGAACGAGAUGUGAAUGAGAUUAGAAAAUUACAAUCAAUAGAGAUGCAUUUGAACAAAUGCAGAGAUGCUCGUAAGGUUAAGGAUUGGAAUGGGGCCUCUAACGAAAGCGAUGCUGCCAUUGCUUCCGGGGCAGAUGCUUGUAUUCAGCUAGAAGCAUGCAAAGCAGAAGCCUCUCUAAAGCUUCAACAUCUAAACUAUGCAAACACAUGGUUACCCUGUAUUCCAGAUUUCGAUUACUCGACAGAUUCUUGUUCCCAAUCCAAAUUCUUCGGUAUGUUUGCUGAAGCAUAUCUCUAUUUCGUCCGAGCCCAGAUUGAAAUGGCACUGGGGAGGUUUGAGAACGCAGUGACAGCAGCUGAGAAAGCGGCGGAGAUUGAUCCUGAAAAUGGGGAGGUUUCGUUUCUGGCAACGAGUAUAAGGGCGGUUUCUGGAGCACGUACGCGUGGGAAUAGUCUUUUCAAAUUGGAAAGGUUUGUGGAGGCAAGCGCUGCUUAUGGAGAAGGAAUUGGGAUCGAGCCUAACAAUUCUGUUCUGUAUAGUAAUCGGGCAGCUUGUUGGUUUAAGCUUGGGAUGUGGGAACGAUCUCUUGAUGAUUGUAAUCGAGCGCUUUCUAUACAACCGAAUUACACUAAAGCCCUUCUCAGAAGAGCUUCUUCCUACUGCAAGCUUGAACGAUGGGCGGAAGCUGUCAAAGAUUAUGAAAUUCUGCACGAGGAAUUCCAGAAUGAUAGUGAAGUAACAGAGUCGUUAUUCACUGCCCAAUUCGAGUUGAGGAAAUCCCUAGGAAAAGGAGGAGAAGACGAGGAGGAAGAUAGGGUUAAGGUUGUGUCCAGUCUUGAGCAGUUCAUGGAUGUUAUAACUUUAAAGUCCUCUUCUUCACCAGCUGGCGUUUCACUUGUUUAUUUUACGAAACAAUCGAACCAAAACUGCCAGGAGAUAUCUUUGUACUUUCACACACUUUCUGAGCGAUACCCUUCAGUAAAAUUUGUCAAGGUGGACGUCGAAGAAACACCAGAAGUAGCCACUGCAGAGAAUGUGAGGAUAGUCCCGGCGAUCAACAUUUACAAAAAUGGAUGCAGGAUGAAGGAAACAAUAAGCCCUAGUCCGGAGUUAUUGGAGUCUUGGUUAUUGCAUUACACUUAGCAGCAACCAAGCAUUAGUUCCUUACCAGUUACAUGAAUAGUUUUGGUCUAUGUACUUUCAGGUAAAAAGAGAGAACCCUUUCGGUCUCAUCUCAUUUUAUUCAUUCAUUCCUAAUUGACCCGAUUUCUUCGCCCCCACUUGUUAGUUUCCCCUUUCGAAAGUUCUCCGGUCUAGUCGAGAUAGAGGAUCAGGAAUAUAAGAGGUUCAGUCGGGUCUUGUAAGCAAUUCAGAAUAAAUUUUUGUUUACAUAUAUCAUCAUCAAUAUCAAAUUUCAUUUCUAG
Impatiens glandulifera is the source of this 2710-nucleotide messenger RNA. Its product is annotated as TPR repeat-containing thioredoxin TTL1-like. The transcript is spliced from 7 exons. The coding region runs from base 330 to 2429 and encodes 699 amino acids. Gene Ontology annotation, molecular function: protein binding. NCBI's taxonomy places the organism in Eukaryota, Viridiplantae, Streptophyta, Magnoliopsida, Ericales, Balsaminaceae. Gene Ontology annotation, cellular component: cytoplasm. The record is from RefSeq and is a predicted model, not a curated record.